AUGCCAAAAAGAAGCAAUACCUCGGACGAUGACCUGAACCGCGCGGACGAGCAUUCUAAGGUCCUUAGAAGCUCUGGUCAGGAAGAACAAGGCCACCCCCCGCCAAGCAAGUGCCGACACUAUUGUGGGGGAUGUGGAAGAGACUACGCGCGGUUGUAUGUAGCUAGAAAGCAUAUCCAUAAUGGCCUCGUAAUAGGGGACCAAUGCCCUUGGCAUCUCGAUUAUCAAAGGGGUAUCGAACACAGACCUAUCCCAGAAGCUGAGUGGCUAAGAUCACUGGAGAACGGCGAUCGUCCAGCUCCAGAUUUGGCGCGAUCAGAUAGACCAGCCGCUGCCAGGCCGGCCACUCCUCCCGUCCCCCUUCACAUGCUCGAGGACCUACCAUUACGGGGCUUUCCACCGAUAGACAACGGACUGGCUUCAGGCUCUUAUAGAGGCAGCAGUGCUUCGGCAGCAGCACCUGAAUCGCUGAGUCUACUUUUCUCCCAACACCCUGCUACGCUCGUUGCAGUGGGUAGCUUCCAUGCCACGGGCCACGGGCGCCUGCCACUCGUCCAGCCUGAGCCCCCCGCCCAAGGCUUGUCAGUCAACAUCUUGGACGCCAUUUCCAUUGGGGGCGAUUCGACUUUAUUGGUGGCCGACGAACAACAUGAGGAGCCAUCCUCUUCUGUGGUUGCAGCUGGCAGCGAGGAUGUCCCGCCGGCCGAGGACAUUGACUUGUCGUUAUACUGUUCGCUGUUUGACUGA
Molecule: messenger RNA, 747 nt
Organism: Gloeophyllum trabeum ATCC 11539
Lineage: Eukaryota; Fungi; Basidiomycota; Agaricomycetes; Gloeophyllales; Gloeophyllaceae
Exons: 3
Coding region: 1-747 (248 amino acids)
Source: RefSeq, a predicted model, not a curated record